Diatraea saccharalis (sugarcane borer) is the source of this 1919-nucleotide messenger RNA. NCBI's taxonomy places the organism in Eukaryota, Metazoa, Arthropoda, Insecta, Lepidoptera, Crambidae. The record is from the annotation of a GenBank genome assembly.
AAAUAUUUAGAGAUGUGUUAUAGGCGGAGACAGAAUCAAAAAGCUCUAUUAAUGCAUUACCUUCGCCUCAAACUAUAGAAAAUUUUAAACAAGAUGAUGGCCAAGAUUAUUUCACGACACGUUCCAUUUUUUAUAAAUUGCCGCUUAAUUUGGGCCCUCCCAAUCGUAAAUCUUAAACUCUAACCCUAUUAUCGCACAGGUCAACGCUACGAUAACGCUACGAUAAUUUUAUUUUCUACCAGCAUAUCAUAAUUAGCAGUCGCUCGAAUCUUACAGCCAGGGCCAGUCAAAAUGUCGCGCUUCAAGUUAUUAUUCAUAAUAAGUAUCGGCUUCCCGUUAGUUUUCAGUCAAUGUACUAAAGAACGGGCUGAAGUACUGUUCAGAAGAUCUGUUUAUGAGUUUUCCAUAGAUCUGCUGUCAAGGAUAGCAGAAGAUACAGACGGCCACUUUGUGUCCUCGACGCUGUCUCCUUGGUCUCUACUAACUACGAUAUCAUUAGGCGCCACAGAUGAAACACUCGCAGAAUUGAAAAGGGUUUUACUACUGCAUGCGCACAAAUGUUUCAACAACAAAUACUUGGAGCUCGUCAAACAAGUUACAUCCACCGAUUCUGGAGCGACGCUGGAAAGAAGCUCUUCAUUAUUUAUCGAUGGCUCUAUGGAAUUGAAGGAGAAUUUCAGACAAAAAAUAACAAAAACGGGAGUAUGCGCCAUAAAGCCUCUUAAUUUUCAAGAUUUCAAUGCCGCCGCUGCAGAGAUAAACUUCUAUGUUAAACAAGCCACUCAUGGUGUUGUCGAAGAUAUUGUCACUCCAAGUGAUCUAGAAGGUGUCUACCUUACAUUGAUCGACGCUUUAUAUUUUAAGGGCACGUGGACAAAAUCUUUCUCUUCAGCAGACACAGAGCAAAGUACUUUCUACGAUGCACGUAAGAAUGCUAUCGGGGAUGUCAAUUUGAUGUUCAUUAACAGCGAGUUUAAUAUGACUUCGAUUAAUAAGAUACGUGCUAAAGUAUUGGAGCUUCCGUAUGGUAGUAGUGGCAGGUUCUCUAUGUUACUUUUCUUGCCUAAUGAUGACGUUACCGUCUACAACGUGAUCGAUUCACUGAAGACUAUCAGUUUGGCCACAAUUUUUAAUCUCUAUAAGCGAGAAGGAACGAAGACCGUUUUAGUGCAAAUUCCAAGGUUUAAAAUUUCAUCUGAUCUAGACAAUUUAAAAGAACUGUUAGUGGAUAUGGGUGUCCGCGAUGCCUUUGAUAGUGCUCGAGCAAGGUUUCCCGAUAUAUCCGACUAUCAAAUGUAUGUAUCAAGUUUUAUACAGAAAGCUGAUAUAGAAGUUACUGAGGAGGGAACUGUGGCUGCAUCAGCUACCGAAUUAGGCUUAUCUGCCAGGACUAUAAUUAUACCCGAGGAAUUUGUAGCAAACAAACCUUUCAUCUUUAUGGUGGUCGACAGAUUGACUGAAGUGCCAAUUUUCAGUGGUGCAUAUUCGACACCUACUGUUUACUAAUUGCCAAGAGAAUUUUUAUUUUUUAUAAUUAUUUUGUAUCAGUAUCCGUUACGUUAAUUUAUCGAUUAAAAUUGUUCAAUGUUUAAUGUUAAUAAUAAUUGGAUUCAAAUUAUGCUUUGAUAAUUUAUUACUUCACUAAAACAGUGCAGAAAACCAAGGUAUAUUAUAAAUAUAUUACCAGGACAAGGUCUUAUGUUGGACUGAAAAUAUGAGUAAAUUAUAGUGGUGAAACAUAAUUAACUAAAUCACUUUUUUGAAAAAGCCGUCUUGUAAACCAAAGUACAUUACAUAUUUGCUUUGUUUUGCAAGACGGAAAUUUACUAUAUUUAUCAAUAAAAAUCAAAGUUACAGUUUAAAUUUGCGAAACCGCAUCAUAGGAUUCCUUUUAUUUUCACCCACACUUAAAAUUACUU